Suillus plorans is the source of this 1176-nucleotide messenger RNA. RefSeq lists its product as uncharacterized. Bases 1 to 1176 code for a protein of 391 amino acids. The record is from RefSeq and is a predicted model, not a curated record. NCBI's taxonomy places the organism in Eukaryota, Fungi, Basidiomycota, Agaricomycetes, Boletales, Suillaceae. The transcript has 3 exons.
AUGACGCAGUCUCCUGGUCAACUUGAAGUUCCUGAGACUUUCUCUCCGAGCAUAUCUUCCAGAACUCGUGCGGCCAAACGGCGCUCUCAGCAGCAGGCUCGGCGUGUGCAAAAUGCAGCUUUUCUACUCGGAAUACGCCCAGAGCUCCCUGAUGUCAAUGACCAGGACUUGGAGAUGUUGAACUGCACGCACGUGGUUAAGAGUUUCUAUGAUGGUGUGGCGGACUCGCAGCCAAUCGAAGGAUUUUCUGUACACCCGCAACAGCCUGAGAGCCAGGAGCUCGAGAAAGUCAAGUUUAGGAUACCACUACACACCAUGGAUAGCAACCUAAGUGUGACAUGUGUGGACCACCUACACUCUGAGUCGGAUUGUCGCCUAGAUAUCUUCGACCGCAUCAAGGCUACAAUGGAUGUUCCAUCCACGUAUGAGCACUUGGCCUGGCGCUUAUCCGUUUCCCGUCGCAAAGACCCACCCCAUCGCCUUCUGACAUCAUACGAUAUUGACAGUGCGUUCAAAGCGGUGAGAGCAGAGUUCAGGGAAGGGAAGGGAAGGAAGAGAGUCAUGAUUGAAAUUAUCAAUACCAUGCCUGCACUGAAAGAAAAUCCGGUGAAACGCAGCUCCGGGUCUUCUGUGGCAGGCGAGCAGAGCCUGACGAAUGAGACACGCGGCCAGGGACGAGCUCUUUCGUCGCUCCAGAGAGUGCCCACUGAGAUCAUUUCUCCUGUCAUCCACAAUCACAUCCACGUUUCACCCGCCAUCAGCGACAUGGUGACUUCUGAAGGAAAACAACAAGGAGAAUGCCCUAUCAUGAUGCCCCAGCCACUCAAAAGGACAUACGCCCUUUACAUGGAAAGUGACGAAGAAUCUAGCAACGACGAACCACCACAAAUCAUUGGAAACUUUCUUACCAGUGUUCAUUCUCGUUAUCCGGCCAUGAACUUCUUACAGUAUGCUGGUAAACUGAAAGAUCGUGGCAUCUUGUAUUUGCCAACUGCAGCUAGGUUUAAUGUUGGAUUUUACCAGAACAAGGUCGGUAUGCCAGAGGGUACUGCACUUACCUUUCAUAGCUGUGUCUCUAAAGCUUAUAUGAGAGUGGAACGUGCAAAGGGAAGAAGGAAGACUAAAGGGAAAAAGAAAGCACGAGCCCAACUGCAUGACGACUCAGAGGAUGAGUAG